Molecule: messenger RNA, 7628 nt
Organism: Blepharisma stoltei
Lineage: Eukaryota; Ciliophora; Heterotrichea; Heterotrichida; Blepharismidae
Source: the annotation of a GenBank genome assembly
AUGACUCCUUACUGCAAUUUUGAUACAAAUAUACUUAUAAAUGGAACAAAGGAUCAUGAAAGUUCAGAUUGUAUUAAUUAUUGCACCAUGAUUGAUCAUUGUAGCCCUCAAUUACUAGGAAAUGGGAUAUGUGACCCAUCUUGCAACACAAAAAAUUGCGGCUACGAUUGAGGAGACUGUGGUGUUUGCUCGUCUUUCUGUAAUUAUAAUUCAGGCUCUGAAAAAGAUCUUAUGGGAAAUUGUAAUCUUAAUUGCAAUGUCCCAGGCUGUUAUUAUGGUCUUAGUCAAUGUGAAGAAUGCUCUCCUGGGUGCUCACCAGAUUUAUUAGGAAAUGGUUAUUGCGAUGAAGCGUGUGCAACUUCAAACUGCAAUUUUGAUUUAGGGGAUUGUAUCAACAGAACUUGCGCUCCUAACUGCUAUAUUUGAAUGGUAGGAAAUUCCAUCUGUGAAGAAGCUUGCUAUGUGGCUGACUGUGAUUAUGAUAAAUUUGAUUGUGAUUGUGCUCCAGGAUGCUAUGACUAUAUGCUGAACAAUGGAAUAUGUGAUGAAGCUUGCAAUAAUUGAAAUUGUGUAUUAGAUAAUCAUGAUUGUGGAGCAUGUGCCAGCGGAUGCUAUCCCAGCAUGGUAGGAAAUGGUGUCUGUGACCCUGAAUGCAAUAACUAUGACUGCUAUUAUGAUUAUACUGAUUGCCAAUGUGCUGAUAAUUGUCUAUUAGAAGACUAUGGAAAAUGUAAACCAGAUUGUUUGGUAGCUUCGUGUAAUUAUGAUCAGUUACCUCAAUAUCCAAAUUUAUGGUGCCAAAACAACGCCCUCAGAAUUUUUGUUUCUUACCAGCAUAUAAUUCGCAAUGAUACAACUUAUAUAGUCUAUUUAGAAGACUGCUAUCAAAGCUCAAACUAUGCCUGCACGCCAGAAAAAGCAUUUGAUUUUGAGAACUGCAAUCAAGAAUGCAAUAUACGUCAGUGCAACUAUGCAUUUGGAAACUGCAAUUAUUACUGAGGGGGUAAUUAUUGUAAUCGAUAUUAUCGAACCGAUGAAAACCUAAUACAGUGCUUGUCUUGCAAUAAUUUAGCUGUUACUAAUAGAGGGUGCAGCAUUGGAGAGAGAAAUUUCUGGACGACUUUCCCUGAUGGCUCCAAAUUCAUUUUGUAUGAUUACAAAGACAGAUCUACAAAGAAUAAUCCCUAUAUUUAUUUCGCUACUUCAAAAGUCAAUGAAGAGCUUAAUUAUGGUGAUGGUUAGGCUAGAUUAGGUAAUUAAAGACAGGCGUUAGCUAUAUUGGCGACGCAGUCAUCAAAGACCUCCCAUAAAGGAAGUUUAGCCGCUUUUCGAUUUAAGCCAGAGGGUCUAUCCCACUUGCGAGUGCCUUUCUGGUACCUUCUGUCUCCUCUUACCUUGAGGCUUCAGUCUUGAGUGCUUAUGGAUUUCUGCGAACCUGUUACGGGCGAUUGAAGUAGCUUGAUUCCAAGAAUCAACUCCUUGAAGUCUAUCAAGUUUCAAAGUCCCCUCUUUCGAUAGCUCCCAGGAAAAGACUAUUUCUUUGUAGUCUAGCCCGAAACCCCUAGUUUCUCGGCAGAGGAAUAUCAUCGGUCCUUGAAUCCAAAGGACAUUGCUGAGCACCCCCAUUUCCAACCACAGAAAAGCAGCCAAAGCAACCCAUAUACACAUCUCUUGCGCCUGCACUUGAUUCUUGACUCAGAGUCUGUGCCAAUUCGCUUGGGCAAAAGGUUUUUACGCUAAGAGGGCAGGCGGCACAUAUUGUCAUUUUAAUGUAUAAUUAUGGCGAUGGUACAUUGAUUUCUCCUUAUAACAGUAUAAUUAAAGCAUUGGAUUAUACUAUGCAUGCUUAUUCUAUAAUAUAUCUCUUAGAAGACGGUGACUAUCCAAUAUAUCAGAAUGAUCGAGAUCUAAAUUCAGAAGAUCCAGAAUGAGCCAAAAGGUAUUAUAAAAAAAAAUUAGUUAAAAUUGAACCGAUAAAUGGAAAUAAAGUAAAGUUUAUAAAACUUAUAGACCAACAUACUUGAAAAAACAAAACAUUCGUAGUUAUUGAUUAUAGCUUACAAAUCAGCAAUGUAAUUUUUGAUGGGAAAACAUAUCCGUCAACCUGCAGCAAUAUCUCAUCUGAAUACUGCGAAUACUGCCCAUAUGUAAUUCGGGACUCUCAAUCAAGCACUGGUUUUUAUAAUGACAGACUUGAAGAAAUUUCGAUUUUCCUUCCCUCUUCAUGAUGUGCCCGUUCAAAAGAAUUCAAUCUUUUUUUUUCAACUGGGCAUGAUUUAACUCUAAUAAACUCAGACAUAAUUAAUUUCAGGUCUGGAUUUUUAUCGCUAAUUUAUCAAAGUAACGGAAACUUAUACAUGAAUAAUGUCGCAUUUGAUAAUAUAAAGCUUACAGAGUCUGAAGUCUCAGCAGUUAUUAGCCUUGGAUUAAAUUCUUAUGAUUUAUAUUGCCUAAAAAGAUUUUAUUAUGAAAAUGGAAAAGUCAGUAGACUUAAUAAUGGCUAUGAAUUUGGCGAUUCAGUAAACUUUAGAGGAUUUUUAUAUGCUUCAAAUAUGACUAAAAUACUAAUCAGGAAUGUAAUUUUUGAAUAUAAUUUAGUGUAUAUGAACCAAUUCAAUCUGUUGGAUACUGCGUCUUUGCUCACACUUGGGUAUUUUCAAACAUUAGAAAUAGACUCAUGUAUAUUCUCUUACAAUUAUUGUGAACUUGGAAUUAUUAAUGUUCUGCAAGCUACAAAGAAUCUCAAUAUGACAAUUGACAGUAAAGGAGUGUUAGCAGACUCUAAGCUUAGCCACAUUCAUAUUAGAAAUACAUCAUUUUUAGGAAACUAUGGAAAAACAUCUGGGAUUUUAUAUGCACAAUUCAAUAUAGAGCCCCAAAAUAUCCUUAUAGAGUCUUGCAAUUUUACCUCUAAUGGAGUCGAAAGAGGUAGUUUACUAUAUUUUGGAAGCAAUGGUAAUAUUAGUGAUUAUGCUGAAACAAAAUAUGUUACUGUUACAAUGCUUAAUGGGCUGAAUUCUACUGCAAAAUAUUUGGCAAGAUGAGUAAAAUUAGCAAACAUUAACUUUCUUAAUAAUUACUCUGGAACUACUGAUUUAGUAGAUAUAAGGAAAAUGGUGAAUAUUGAAAUAACAAACAUAGAAAUGAAAUUAAAUGGAGGCAAGCCGAAUGAAAGCAAUAGCAUUAACUCAAUUCUUUUAAAUUCAUUUAUUAGUAACCCUGACAUUUAUCUAAAGCUUUCAGUACCCAAUCCUCAAGUGUUAUCUUGCACAUCAUUAUUUUCAGUAUCAAACUCUUUAAACUUUAUUAUGAAAUUUGUAAAUGCCACAGAAAAUUACUGUAAAAAUUCUUCUCCAUCUUUUAUUAUUAACAGUACAGAAAAUUCUGUUGGCGAUUAUUUAUAUUUCAAUAGAAACAUUGGUGAGGGUGCUAAAGGGGUAUGCAUCUCAGUAUCAUAUACCGCUUCAUUGCUAAUAAACAAUUCAAUGUUUAUUUCCAGCCAAAAUACUGUUAAAGGAAAUUCAGGAGCAGUUGCAUUUUCUGAUAGCUCAAAUAAUUUAACGCUUGCAAAUUGCUCGUUUAUUGGCAAUAGUGCAGAUUUAGGGGGGGCUGUUUAUUUUUCAGGACAAACACUAUCUAUGAAUGAUUGCGUAUAUGAGUCAAAUCAAUCACCUGGGCUCUCAGGUGGCGCAAUCUAUUAUUAUUUACCGCCAACGUUAUUGUCUUUAGAUUCCUUCAUUUAUAUUUCAGACACCAUUUUUAGAAAUAAUUAUGGCUCUUUCAAUGGUGGAUCACUCUAUCUUCAGAAAAGCUAUUUUUCGAAUUCAACUACCCAUCUUAUUAUAAGCAAUUCUGAUUUUUAUAGCAAUCGCGCCUCAUCUGGGGCAGCUGUAUUUAUAGAUAGUUUUAUUCGCCUAUCAAAAGAUUCUUUAAUUGAGAGCUGCUUAUUCGAGGAAAAUAUUGCAUUAUUAUCUGGAAUAUUUUCUAUUUAUUUCAAUAGUGGAAUACUAUACUUUGAUAGAUCUUCAUUUAUAGGUAAUUCUGGAGUAGGCAGCUCUGCACUACUUAUCUCUAUUGAUAGCGAAUCAAACUCAAAAAUAGCUCUAAAUAAUUGCACUUUUCAAUAUAAUUCUGGUGAAACAACUGUUUUAUUAGAAGAUUCAAAUAAAAAUUCCACUUUAGAAACCUAUAAUUGUAUGUUUACUGAAAAUAUUGGAUCUGCAUUUUCUCUUAAUAAUGGCAUAUUAAUUGAAAACAACUCGACAAUUCAAAAUGGUCACUCAUUAAGAUCUGGAGGUAGUAUUACUAUGAAAAAUUCAGCAUUAGCAAACUGCACAAAUACUACAUUUUUAAAUAAUACAAGUGAUGAAAAUGGUGGAGCGAUUUCUAUGAAUUUAAAUUCUCAAUUUUUGUGUAUGCAUUGCAAGAUUUUAAAAAAUAAAGCAGGCGAGUCUGGGGGUGCUAUUUAUGUAGAUACUGACUCAUUUUUUCUAAUUGAAGAUUCAAAAUUCACAGAAAAUUAUUGUAAACAUAAAGGAUCCGUUUUGAAUAUGAUAAGUUCGUCAGUAGAUUCAAAGUUAAUGAACUGUGAAAUAACUAAAAACAAUGCACAAAAUGGGGGAAUAAUUUCUCUAAUAUGGUCCUUAAUUACUAUAGACUCAUUAAUUAUCCAUAGUAAUACUGCAAAUCAAGAUAAUCCAGGCAUUCUUCUUACAAAUUCCAAUAUAACAAUAGUAAAUACAAGUUUUUCAGAUCAAAUUGGGGACCAGGGUUGCUUUAUUCAAAUUAAAUCUGAAAGUGUAACUACAAUUAAAAAUUCUUCAUUUAUCAAUGGACUUUCGAAUAGCUCAGGAACUGCUUUAUUUUCUCUCUCAAGCAUGGCUAUUAUCAUAGAUUCUUAUUUUUCAAACUUAGUUUCAAAAGCUGGUGGGUCAUUAUUUAUAUACAAAGAUGGAUCAUUAAAUAUCUAUAAUUCAACGAUGAAAAAUAUUAUAGGGUCUUCAAUCGAUGCAUAUCAUAGCUUUGUUCAAAUAGAAAAAGCUAUAUUUCAAAACCUUUCAGACAGCACAAUAGUUGGGAACGAAAUAGCGUCAUUAGAAAUCAUGAAUUCUGAAUUUUAUGAUGGAUCAGGAUCAAAUGGGGGUGCAGUUUAUUGCUCAAAGUGCAUGAAAAUAUCAAUUGAAUCAUGCUUAUUUUAUAAUAAUUCUGCAUCAUCUGGAGGAGCAAUUUACUUGAUGACAGACAUUGAUACCCCUAUUUCAAAUCAGUAUGUAAUAUCUUCAUCUGUUUUUGUUAGUAAUUUUGCUUUUAAUGGCGGAGCCAUUUUAGCAAGUAAUAUCAAUUUGCAUGUUCUGUUUUCUGAGUUUAUUGAUAAUCUGGCAGGAUCUUCAGAUACUGAAAAUAGAGAAGCAGGGAUAUAUGAUGGCAUUGGAGGAGGUAUCAAAAUAAACUGCGAUAAAUUUGAUUCAUGUUCUUUCAACAUAUCAUCUAACCAUUUUACUAGGAAUAAAGCCAUAAAUAAUGGAGGAGCCAUUAGUUGAGAUAGCUCAAACCCAGUAAUCAUUGAUAAUUUUUUUGUAAACAAUUCUGCCAGAUAUGGUCCUGACAUAGCUUCAUAUCCAUUUAAACUGAUUUAUAUAAACACUAAAAGAGAAAAUCAAUAUCUAAAUAGUCCUUCAAGCUCAAUGCCAACUAUUAGUGGAAUAGCUCCAGGUCAGAAAAGCGAGCAGCCAAUAACCUGCGCAAUUGUAGAUCACUAUGAUCAAAUAAUAUAUACAGACAAUUUAAGCCAAGUCCAGUUACUAGCAAAUGAUCCAAAUACCAUACUUUUUGGAACUACAACGGUCACAGCUUUUAGCGGGAUAUUCAAUUUUACUGAUUAUGUAGUUAUAGCACCUCCAGGAUCUUCAACUAAAAUUAAGGUUUAUGCUCCUACAAUUGAAGAUUCUAAUAAUUUUCUUAUAAAUGUUUUUCUUCGUCUAUGCAAGAUAGGUGAAGCAACUGCUAGUAAUCAAUGUGUGAUUUGUGAAAAACCAUAUUAUAGCUUAGAAUUAAAUAAUACAGAGUGCAUUACUUGUCCAGAACAUGCUGUCUGCUAUGGAAACUCUUCAAUUGUUCCUAAAGAAGGAUACUGGAGAGAAAGUAAUGAUACUGAAGUGUUUUGGAGAUGUCCCAAUCCUUCAGCAUGUUUAGGUUCUCCUGAUCCAAAAAAUUUAUCAUAUACAGGAGUUUGUAAAAAAGGAUAUGAGGGAAAAUUGUGCCAAGCUUGUCAAUAUGGAUAUGGAAGGCUAUAUGAAAAUUAUUGUAAAAUUUGUCCGGAAAGAUGAAUUAAUUUUAUGAACUUCUUUGGAUUUAUAGGAGUACUUACUGUUAUUACUCUCUUAAUUUGGAUUACUGUAAAAAAAUCUAUACUUGGCACACAAACAUAUACGCCAGUUUAUAUCAAAAUUUUUUGAAAUUAUUUGCAUAUUUUAACUAUCAUUACGACUUUCAAUUUGAACUGGCCAAAAGAAAUUAUGAAAUUAUUUCAUAUUGAGUCUAGUAUGAAUUUUAUUAUGGAGCAGAUUUUUUCUAUUGAUUGCUUUUUACAGUUAGAUUCUCAAAAAAGUGUAUUUUAUACGAAUUUUUUUAUUAUUAGUUCUGCACCUUUCUUAUUAGGAAACAUAUGCUUAAUUCUGCUAUCUCUUUAUUUCUUAUAUAAAAAGAAAAGCUUUUCGGAAUUUUCCCAUUAUUUUAUCUCAAUAUGGAUUGUUUUACUAUUUUUAAUUCACCCACACUUGAUGCAGCCAUUUUUCAAAAUUUUUAGCUGCAAAGAAAUUAGCCAAGGAGAAUUUUGGCUAAAUGAAAAUCUUGAAAUUCAGUGCUGAACUAGCGAGCAUUUAUUUUAUGCAUUUUCGAUAGGCUUGCCAUCAAUACUGCUAUGAGGAAUUUUAGGGCCAGCAUAUUUAUUUACGAAAGUUUUAAGAUUGAGAAGGGUGCAGGGCGGAGGAUCAGACAAGUUAAAAUAUGAGUUCAUUUGUCAUGGCUACACUACAGAAUAUUUCUAUUGGGAGUUUUUUAUCUUUUAUAGUAAAAUUAUUUUAAUUUGCUUCUCAGUGUAUUUAUCAAAUAUUACUCUACCAUUGCAAGCGCUCACUGCAAUAGUGAUUUUAAUUUUAUUUUUCCAUUUCCAAAACAGAAAUAAGCCAUUUACAGAUACAUACUUAAACAACGCUGAAUUGCUAGCAAAACUCAUUUUAUUAAUCACAAUCUUCACUGGCUUAUUCUUUGCUACUGGAAAAUUAGAUUAUUCUAGUGAAGUUUUUAUCUUUAUUAUAACUAUCUUUGCAAAUUUACUGUUCAUCCUUUAUAUAUUGCCAAAAAUUUUCAGUAGCUUUUUAAAAGAUGCAAAAGAUACUACUUUAAUUUUACUAAGUAGAUUAUUUAAAAGGAAAAAGUACAAAAUUGGAUAUGAAACUAAUACUCAAGUAAUCAAUAAUUCGAAAUAUUUAUAUAUUACUGGGAGUAGAAUUAUAAAUAGUACUCAAGACAUUGAAUUAGAAAAUUUUUCAUCAAUUCUAGCUGAUGAUAGAAAUAAAAGCAUUGAAAUUGAUCCUUGUCCUUCUGAAAAUAGAUCGAUCAACGAAUAA